AUGUCAUCGGCACUCGUGUUUGUCAUGAUUCCAUCGCUCUCGCUCAUCUACUCGGGCCUCGGGAACCGGUCCUUUGCCCUCACCCUGUUCCGCCUCCCCAUGGUGACGGCCGCGUUCGUUGGGCUCCAGUGGGCCCUCUGGGGCUAUGCCGUCACGUUUACGGACGCAGCCCUGCCGUCCAACUGGUGGGGUGGCGAGAGCCGAGCCGCCGGCCUGAAAGACGUGCUCGGCCGGCCCGUCGGCACCGGUGACGGUCCAGGCGGCCCCUUGAUACCCGAACUGGUGUACGCGCUGUACGAGGGCAUGUUUGCGUCGUUUACGGCCGCGCUGGUGUGCGGCGGCACCAUGCACCGGGCCCGGCCGCGGCGCUUCAUCGUCUUCAUCACCCUCUGGUCGCUCCUCGUCUACGACCCAGUCGCCCGGUGGUCCUGGAGCAGCAAGGGCUGGUCCAAGCAGGUGCUCGGCACCCUCGACUUUGCUGGCGGGACGCCCGUGCACGUCGUCAGCGGCACCACGGUUGCCGCCUUUGCCGUCUUCUGCUCCAUCGAGGCGCGGGGCAGUCUGUACGUCUUUUCCGUCGACGCCGUGAAGCGGGUCGGCCGCCGAAUCAAGCACUUUUGGCACGGUGUGUGGACCGUGUUGCGCACUGCCGUCCUGCUGUGCACCUGCGGGCGUGUGGACAUGCCCAAGGCGCCCACCCCCCGGCCCCCGGCGAGCAACCAAAAGAGCUUUCCCUAUAACGUCAACUACGUCGUGCUCGGCACCGCUCUGCUGUGGUUCGGCUGGGCCGGUUUCAACGGCGGCUCGGCGCUGGCCGCCAACCUGCGGGCCGUGUCGGCCUGGGCGUCGACACACGUCGCCGCUUGCGCCGGCGGCGUCACCGGCAUGCUCUGGGUGUGGCUGAUGAAGCAGUUCCCCGAUGCCGAGGUGGCCGAGGGGGCCGAGCCGCCCGACGAGGCCGAGCGCAGCCGCGCCCAGGCCAGCCAGGCCUUUGACCGCCUCUCGGUCUGCUUCUUCUGCGACGGUGCCAUCUCGGGGCUGGUGGCCAUAACGCCCGCCGCUGGCUAUGUUCCCGUCUGGAGCGCGGCUGUCUUCGGCAUCGUGGGCGCCCUGUUCGUCAACAUCCUCAAGAAGGAAACCGAGCUGUUUCUCCGCCACGACCCGUUGCAGGUGUUUGCCGUCCACGCCGGAGGCGGCGCUAUCGGCAUGGCGCUCACCGGGCUCCUAGCCGAUGUCCAGUUGGCCGACGUGUUUGCCGGCAUGGGCUACACCUUCUUCAUGACGCUCGGCAUCCUCUACCUCAUGAAGCUCGUCGUGUACCUCUGCGGUGCGUCGCCCUGGAGCCACACGGCCGUCUACGACGACGAGAACCGCCUCGAAGACGAGUUCCAGGCCACUAUCCAGCAGCAGUGGGGCGGCGACCUGGACGCAGAAGGCCGCCCGCUCAUACGGCUCGUCCCCCCGCCCGAGCCUGGGCAGCCACAUCUCGAAGGCCCGCCGCAGCCUAAUCUCGAAAUGGACGCUCUGAUGCCGCAGGGACUCCCGCUGAGCCCGCCACGCAGCGCGACUCCGGGGAGCCAGGUGGCGCCACACGUGUGA
Molecule: messenger RNA, 1599 nt
Organism: Lasiosphaeria miniovina
Lineage: Eukaryota; Fungi; Ascomycota; Sordariomycetes; Sordariales; Lasiosphaeriaceae
Product: ammonium transporter AmtB-like domain-containing protein
Exons: 5
Coding region: 1-1599 (532 amino acids)
Biological process (GO): ammonium transmembrane transport
Cellular component (GO): plasma membrane
Molecular function (GO): ammonium channel activity
Source: RefSeq, a predicted model, not a curated record